Molecule: messenger RNA, 1370 nt
Organism: Cuscuta campestris
Lineage: Eukaryota; Viridiplantae; Streptophyta; Magnoliopsida; Solanales; Convolvulaceae
Source: the annotation of a GenBank genome assembly
ACAACCCCACACUGGCCUAGGGCUGACAUCAGCGUAAAUUUCCAAAUGCCCGCCAAACUUCCUGCCCGGCUCUGCGCUCCGCUCGUCAUUCCUGCCCGGCUCUGCGCUCCGCUCGUCAUUCCUGCCCGGCUCUGCGCUCCGCUCGUCCUCCCUGCUCGGCCGACCAAGCCGAGCCCGAGCCCAACGACAAUGACAUGCGGAAAGUGACGUUCAACGGAGACUUGAGGAAAGCGAUAGGAUGAAAGGGACAAGACGGGCGGAAAAUGACGUUCAACGAAGACUUGGUGAAAGCGAUAGGAUGAAAGGGACAAGACCUAAGGACAGUUAUUGCGUUGUGGGGCCUACUUUGCAGAGAAGUGUGGGUGGUUCAUCUUCUUCCGAAAGAAAUCUUGACGCUAAGACGUUGAGGCGUUUAGCUCAAAAUAGAGAAGCAGCCCGAAAAAGCCGCCUAAGAAAAAAGGCCUACGUACAGCAACUAGAGACGAGUAGGGUACGGCUGGCUCAGCUAGAACAGGAACUUGAGAUGGCUCGGUCCCAGGGGAUUUUCGUCGGAGGCGGUCCGGCUGUCGGUGCAACCAUUAGUCCUGGGGCUGCAAUGUUCGACAUGGAGUACGGAAGGUGGCUGGAGGAGGACGAGAGGCACAUGUCCGAGCUCAGAACGGCGAUGCAGUCGCACUUGUCGGACGAGGAUCUGCGGGUGGUCGUGGACGGGUACGUCUCCCACUACGACGAGAUCUUCCGGCUCAAAUGCGCCGCCGCAAAAUCCGACGUCUUCCACCUCAUCACCGGAAUGUGGCUGUCCCAGGCCGAGCGCUGCUUCCUCUGGAUCGGCGGUUUCCGACCCUCCGACCUUAUCAAGAUGCUGGUGGGGCAGUUGGACCCGUUGACGGAGCAGCAGGUGAUGGGAAUAUACAGCCUGCAGCACUCGACGCAGCAGACGGAGGAGGCACUGGCCCAGGGCCUGGAACAGCUCCAGCACUGCCUUAUCGACACCAUCUCUUCCUCCGCCGCCGCCCUCAACCACCACAUGGCCGCCAUCGCCCUCGCCAAGCUCUCCAAUCUCGAGGGCUUCAUCCGUCAGGCGGAUAACCUGAGGCAAGAGACGAUUCACCAGCUGUGCCGGAUACUGACGGUGAGACAGGCGGUGCGGUGUUUCUUGGCCAUCGGAGAGUACUACGCCCGCCUCCGUGCUCUCAGCUCCCUAUGGGCUUCUCGUCCCCGCGCCGAGACAACAACCUUGUUGAUGGUUGAUGAUGGAGGGGCAUGCCAUGGAAAGAUGGUCAUGGAACAGCAAAUGGCGCCGUCCACUACUGAUCAGAACCACUUCCGCAGCUUCUGAAUAUAUAUAUAAUCCUCUUUGAGUUUUAAGU